AUGGCUUCUCAACAGAAUGGCGAAGCCUAUGAGCAGGAGAAUGUGCACGAGGUGUACCAGCAGAUUGCCCAGCAUUUCUCCGCGACCCGAUACAAGCCUUGGCCGAUAGUCGAGCGUUUCCUCACGGAAUUAUCGCCCGGUGCCGUGGGAUUAGACGUAGGCUGUGGGAACGGCAAGAAUUUAAUGGUCAAUCGAGAUGUCUUUAUCGUUGCUUCAGAUAGAUCUGAAAACCUGGCUCGGAUUGCCCUGCAGCACCAGCCGCAUUCGACCGUAGUGGCCGAUAUUCUAGAGCUCCCGCACCAGGACGCAAGAUUUGAUUUUGCCAUUUCCAUUGCGGUGGUGCACCAUCUGUCCACUCCGGCUCGGCGAAUUCAAGCCGUGGCCGAGAUCCUGCGCACAGUGAAGCCGGCUUCACCGACGCACGAGGGGGGCAAGGUCCUGGUCUACGCCUGGGCGCUCGAGCAAAAGAACAGCCGCCGAGGCUGGGACAAGGGCGAUGAACAGGAUCGGAUGGUCCCCUGGGUGCGCAAGGGAGACCAACCCCAGACCUUCCACCGCUACUACCACCUCUAUGAGGAAGGGGAGCUGGAGCGGGACAUUGAGAACGCGGGCGGUCGAGUGCUGGAGUCCGGGUACGAGAAGGAUAACUGGUGGGCGAUCGCGACACCCCAGACGGGUCAGGCUUGA
Penicillium brevicompactum is the source of this 687-nucleotide messenger RNA. RefSeq names its product tRNA (carboxymethyluridine(34)-5-O)-methyltransferase. The record is from RefSeq and is a predicted model, not a curated record. Gene Ontology annotation, biological process: tRNA wobble uridine modification. Bases 1 to 687 code for a protein of 228 amino acids. NCBI's taxonomy places the organism in Eukaryota, Fungi, Ascomycota, Eurotiomycetes, Eurotiales, Aspergillaceae. Gene Ontology annotation, molecular function: S-adenosylmethionine-dependent methyltransferase activity; tRNA binding. The transcript is spliced from 3 exons. Gene Ontology annotation, cellular component: nucleus; cytoplasm.